This is a messenger RNA of Eufriesea mexicana, 421 nucleotides long. RefSeq names its product nuclear protein 1. Bases 123 to 332 code for a protein of 69 amino acids. The record is from RefSeq and is a predicted model, not a curated record. Gene Ontology annotation, cellular component: nucleus. NCBI's taxonomy places the organism in Eukaryota, Metazoa, Arthropoda, Insecta, Hymenoptera, Apidae. The transcript is spliced from 2 exons. Gene Ontology annotation, biological process: negative regulation of cell population proliferation; regulation of transcription by RNA polymerase II; negative regulation of cell cycle.
AUAAGCAGUUACAGUAAACGGCGUCCUAAUAGUUUGAAGUAAACUUGAGAAGAAAAGAGGAAGUUUUCCGAUUGUACCAUCGCUAUUGUUAUUUUUCAAGUAUUUUGUAAUAAACAAGAGCUAUGUCUGACUACUAUGUUGACGAAUACGAACACUUCAAUUACGAUUACGACAAGCAUAUUUUUACCGGUCACAGUGGAAAACAACGAAGCAAACGUGAAGCUCUUACGCACACAAAUCAUUUUGACCCGUGCGGCCAUUCUAGAAAGAUCCUCACUAAAUUGAUGAAUUCUGAGCAUAAUAAACGGCAUGCUGGAAAGACCAAAGCAUAAGCAAAGCUUGGAGAUUGCUGUCCUACUUUUGGAAAAAGUAUUUGUCAAAUCUAGCAGAUUGACAUUUCUUAAACAUUCUUAAAUAUAAU